AUGAAAAACAUGGAAUAAUGUUUUUUUGAGUCAAUGAGGUCAGAUGAUUCAAAUUUCAAUAAAAAUAUUAAAAUGCGUAAAUAAUCAGGUGAAAAUAAAAUUAAUGGAAACUUUGAGACUUAAUUAUUAGGUAAAAAUAUAUGGAUUUCAACACUUGAAUGGAUGUUUAAUUCCCAUCAAGUCUUAGGAUUUGAGGAUGAAGAUUCUUUGCUUAAAGCGAUAACUUUACUUAUUAAGUACAUAAUUGCAAAGAAAGAGAAAAAUUAAAAUUUUCUCUGUGAAAAUUCUUUUAGAAGAUUAAAACUAAUUAGCAUUUGCAUAAUGUGGAUUUGCUCUAAAUUAUAUGACACUUAACAAGUAUCAUUGAGUGCAAUUGUGAAAAAGUUUAUUUUUAGUGAAGAAUUCACGAUCAAAGAAAUUUUAGAUAUGGAAAUAGAUGUACUCUAGACGAUGAAUUUUAAAAUAAUAUUAGACUCAUAACAAGAUGAAGCAGUUCUAAUAAUGAAGAGUUUACUGUAUGACCCGAAAUCUCCGAAAUUUAAUAGUUUUGAGAAUGAAUCAUUAGUAUAGAACAUUAAAAUUGGUUAUUUAUGCAUGUUGCUUGAUAUAAAUUACUAUUGUAUUGACUAUACUCAUAUAUCGUUGGCUCUGGUUAUGCUCUCUCUGAAAAUAUUAGCAAUUUAAUACGAUAUGAAGCAAACUAAUAUUGAUGAAGUUAAUGAGGAUAAAAUGCAGCUUAUUAAAUAAGGAGUAAGAUUUUUGAGGAAAAAGUAUGAAAUAGAUAAAAAUGAUAUGAUAAAAGUGAAAUAAAUUAUGAGGAAGGUUAAAAAUGAUUGCCUCACUGUUGAAAAGCAAAGUUCUAAACUUUUCAACUUUAUCUAAUAAAAUUAAUAUUUUAGAAUAGUUAGGAAGACUUUGAAUUCAUUAAACAAAUGA
This is a messenger RNA of Stylonychia lemnae, 936 nucleotides long. Lineage: Eukaryota; Ciliophora; Spirotrichea; Sporadotrichida; Oxytrichidae. The record is from the annotation of a GenBank genome assembly.